AGGAACCUACUUCCCUCACUUGUUUUUAACUUGGCAGCUAAACCUAUUGCGUUAAUUUAAAAUAAAGCUAUGACCUUACAUCUGAAUUUUUAAGCAUUUCUAUUUUAAAACCACUAAUGAUUUAAAGAUUCAUCAGACAUUUCUGCAGUUAAUAUUUACAGUAAAAUUUAUGUAAAGCUGGUUAGGAAAUAUCUCCCAGCUGGGGAAUAGCAGCAUUCACACUAAAUUGCUAUAUAUGUAUCUAUAUAUUUCUGGAUCACAAUUUUUUUUUUUUUUCCACGUCACGUUUCCAUUAAAAGUAUUCAUUUUUUUUCCUAAUCUAGGACUACACACAGACUUUUUGUAUCGGGAGGUUAGUGCACAUACUGACAGAGUGAUGGAUCUUGGCCUGGCUGAGGAUCACUUUUCAAAACCUGUGGGUUCAUUUGGGGCAUUGGACAUUGAAAACCUGAAGCGUGCAAUUGAUGAAGUGAAACAAGUUAUAUUAGAUUUGCCGGAACACUCUGAGAAGCAGAAAGACGCUGUUGUUAAACUUAUUCAUCUCCGGCUUAAACUGCAAGAAUUGAAGGACCCCGAUGAAGAUGAGCCAAAUAUUCGAAUUCUUCUUGAACACCGAUUCUACAAGGAGAAAAGCAAAAGUGUCAAACAGUUUUGUGACAAGUGCAGCACCAUUAUAUGGGGCUUGCUUCAAACCUGGUAUACCUGCACAGGUUGUUAUUACAGAUGUCACAGUAAAUGCUUAAACCAAAUCACCAAAUCCUGUGUAAGGUCAAAGGUUAGCCACCAAUCUGAAUUUGAGCUCAAUAUCUGUCCUGAGGUUGGUCUGGACCGGCAGGAUUACCGAUGCGGAGAGUGUCGUCAACCAAUUUCUUUACGUGGUGUGCCUAGUGAAGCACGCAUGUGUGACUACACUGGACGAUAUUACUGCAGCAGCUGCCACUGGAAUGAUGCAGCAGUCAUCCCUGCUCGUGUCAUACAUAACUGGGACUUUGAAACCUAUAAAGUGUGCCGUUAUAGUAUGAGGUACCUCACGCUGAUGAACUCCCGGCCAGUACUGAAACUUAGAGUUAUUAAUCCACUUCUUUUCAAUUAUGUGGAGGAACUGGUGGAAAUUCGGAAGCUCCGACAAGACAUCCUGCUAAUGAAACCCUAUUUCAUAACAUGUAAGGAAGCAAUGGAGGCAAGGUUGCUGUUACAGUUGCAGGAUCGACAGCAUUUUGUGGAAAACGAUGAAAUGUAUUCUUUACAGGAUUUAAUUGACAUUGCCACUGGGCAUCUGAGCCGCACUUUAACCGAAAUCCACACCAUCUUUGCAAAACAUAUUAAACUGGACUGUGAGAAAGAGAAAUUGCUAAAUCCAAACAAGGCGUUGCUGUCUUUAGCUUUCUGCCAACUAUUCCUCCGCUGUCAGGCUAAAGGUUUUGUCUGUGAGUUAUGCAAAGAGGGAGAUGUGCUCUUUCCAUUCGACAGCCACACAUCAGUGUGCCAGGAUUGUUCUGCUGUAUUUCACAGAGAUUGUUAUUAUGACAAUUCCACUACGUGUCCAAGGUGUGCGCGGCUUUCAAUGAGAAGACAGUCUCAAAUUGGGUCAACACAUCCAGACUGAGAAACUAAGUCCAAAUGAAGAACUGUCAACUGGGAAUAUUGUGAUGCUGAUCAUUUCAUUUUCUGCCAGCUAACUAGUUUGAAGAUUAUGCAGAAGAUAAUGGUCGGUGUAUCAAUGGAGUUGUUUAAUUCCAUUAAUGGACUUUUUAAAAAAAGUAUGAGGCAUUGGAAUCCACGUCAAGUGAACAUUAUAUUGAAAAUUUCCUUUGAAGUUGGAAGUCGAAGUGAAAAAGUUAGUGGAAGGCUAAAAUGGCAGGUUUCCCAGUGAAAUCAAAGCAGCAGUCUUAGAAAUUAAAAUCUGAGUAUCUUUUGAGAAGUCCUUUAGAUCUUUUGAUUGUCCGUCUGUAAAAUCUGACUGGCACUACUUAAGGGUAGUGUUCAUUUAUAAACAUUCCUUCUUGAGCACUUUCUAUUUAGAAUGUAUUUCAGCUUUGUUGUAAUAUAUUUAUUUCAUCUCCAUCUAAUGUACGUUUUUACUGAGUUUUUGAAUGGAUUUUAGGAAAAACGUUCUGAUUUUUGUGGGAUGACUUGUGAAGAGAAAAGUUGGCAUUUACAUGGUGCUUAUCACAUUCUUAGGAUGUAGACAAAUGUUUAUAAUGCUGCCCACUUUUAGUUUCUGUUCUGCCAUCAGCCCUCAUUUGACAAAGGAAAAAUUAUUACUUUAAUAACCUGUGCUCUGUUGAAUCUAUAUUCAAUGUUAAUAGAACAGAUGUUUAAAUUGGCAAAUAAGUAUAAAUCUGGGCUUGUUAGCAUUUCAGACAAUUCUGAUUCUUUGGUUCAGAACCAGAGACUACAUUGUAUGAAAGGAAGGGGUGGGGAAUGAAUGCAUUGGAAUUAUUCCAUUUGGAAAUCGAAAAAUUAUGGUUCAGGGAGUUGGUGUCCCAGCUGGUAUAUAGAAAGGGAGGGUCACGAAGCUUUGCAGUGAAUGAGCACUGGCUUUAAAAAGUAAUUAAUCCUGUGCAGUGUGGGGUAAGAAUGCAUUGACAGAAGCAAACUGAGAGCAAGUGUCACUUGUCGUUUUGAAGACUGCUUUUGUCAGUUGUGUGUCUUGACACCCAAGAAAACUUAAUACUGUGCUCUGUUUGUGCUUCCAAACCAAGCUACAUAGAAAUCUACAUGGUUGAUGACUGUGCUUACCUGAUAUAGAGGGCAACAGUAUGUAUGAAAGCUCGAAAUUGGCAGACCCCAAUUAUGCACAGCAGUACUUUAUGAACUAAAGCCACACGCAACAUUGGUACAGUGUUGAUGAGCAUUUUGUUCUUUGUCCAGCCAAGACCACUACUUAAGUCAUUUGCUUACUGUAUUAUUUAAACUGGAAUAUGAAGAAUUUCAACCUAAAUGAUAGGAAUAGCCUAUGAUCCAGGGCUGGUUCAUUAACGCUGUCAUUCAGUGUUAGAAGCCUGUCUGACUGAAAAAUGAGAUGACUGGGUAUCGCACAAAAAAGUAUAAUUCUGUAGAUUUCUAUUUUAAUUUGAACUGAAUCGGAUACCUGUAUUUUAACUUCAGUACUGCUGAAAAUGAUGCUAAAUUAGUAAUAAUUUUGUUAAACUGAAUACCUUGACGUGGACCAGUUGUAUUUUCUUGUGUAAUCCAUAUUGUAAUUUCUAAUGGAAUUUUCUAGUUUAGUGAAAAGCUACCAUAUUUAUCCACAGCUGAACAUUCAAAAUUCAACUUUAAUCCAACGGUUUUCCUUUUGAAAUGGCUGUUUUUUGAGUGAGGCAGCUCAGAAAUUUGAAAUAGCAGCCAGCCGUGG
This is a messenger RNA of Rhincodon typus (whale shark), 3358 nucleotides long. RefSeq names its product differentially expressed in FDCP 8 homolog (gene def8). The record is from RefSeq and is a predicted model, not a curated record. Lineage: Eukaryota; Metazoa; Chordata; Chondrichthyes; Orectolobiformes; Rhincodontidae. The transcript has 11 exons. The coding region runs from base 236 to 1606 and encodes 456 amino acids.